AUGGCAUCUCUUUUUUCCGUCGAUACGAAUAAAUCAACAAAAUUAGAUCGUUACAAUACUUAUAUCCGCAAAGUUAACAGUGGCACUAAGUUUAUCGUAGCUUCUUCUAAGCUUCUUUAUCGUAUGACCAUUUUAAUUUUCGCGUUAUUGAUCUGUUCAUUCAUCGUAAAUCACUUUUUGUUCAUCUCUAACAACUCAAAUCAACACGGCCGCCGCCUCUUCUCCUUUGGUGGCGGCGCGGGUUGGGAGAAAAAAGUCCGGCAUUCUUCUAUACCUAAGAAAACCAACGGGAAGGUGGUGCUGGUGACCGGUGCAGCUGGAUUUGUUGGUUCUCAUUGUGCAUUAGCGUUGAAGAAACGCGGAGAUGGAGUUAUUGGUAUUGAUAAUUUCAAUUCGUAUUAUGAUCCGUCGUUGAAACGUGCUCGACAGGAAUUACUGGCGAAGCAUGAGAUUUUUAUCGUGGAAGGUGAUAUCAAUGAUAUUGAUUUGGUUAAUAAAUUGUUCGAUAUUGUUCCAUUUACUCAUGUUCUUCAUUUAGCUGCCCAGGCCGGCGUUCGUUACGCAAUGGAGAAUCCUCUUUCGUACAUUCAUUCAAAUGUGAAUGGAUUUGUUAAUUUGUUAGAAAUUGCUAAAUCUGCUAAUCCACAACCCGCCAUUGUUUGGGCUUCUUCGAGCUCUGUUUAUGGGUUAAACACGAAGGUACCUUUUUCUGAAAAUGACCGGACUGAUCAACCAGCUAGUCUCUACGCUGCAACGAAAAAAGCCGGUGAAGAAAUUGCUCACACGUAUAACCAUAUUUACGGAUUGUCAUUAACUGGGUUACGUUUCUUCACUGUUUAUGGACCUUGGGGAAGACCAGACAUGGCGUAUUUCUUCUUCACAAAGGAUAUGAUUCAAGGAAAGCCGAUCAAGGUUUACGUAUCGGAUAAAGAGGUGGCGCGUGACUUCACGUAUAUCGAUGAUGUGGUGAAAGGUUGUUUAGGUGCGAUUGAUACGGCGGAGAAGAGUACCGGUAGCGGAGGAAAGAAGAGAGGUCCGGCGCAGUUGAGAGUGUAUAAUUUGGGGAACACUUCGCCGGUAUCGGUGAAGAAGCUAGUGGCAAUAUUGGAAAAUUUACUCAACAUUAAGGCUAAAAAGAAUAUGAUUAAGAUGCCCCGAAACGGCGACGUUCCGUUUACUCAUGCUAACGUGAGCCUGGCGUAUAGGGAUUUUGGAUAUAAGCCGACUACAAAUUUAUCAAGUGGAUUAAGGAAAUUUGUUAAGUGGUAUUUAAGUUAUUAUGGGAUGCAAGCAAGGACAAAAUAG
Solanum stenotomum is the source of this 1305-nucleotide messenger RNA. Its product is annotated as UDP-glucuronate 4-epimerase 6-like. The record is from RefSeq and is a predicted model, not a curated record. The transcript has a single exon. The coding region runs from base 1 to 1305 and encodes 434 amino acids. Lineage: Eukaryota; Viridiplantae; Streptophyta; Magnoliopsida; Solanales; Solanaceae.